Botrytis cinerea B05.10 is the source of this 2285-nucleotide messenger RNA. RefSeq lists its product as hypothetical. The transcript is spliced from 5 exons. Bases 607 to 1953 code for a protein of 448 amino acids. The record is from RefSeq and is a predicted model, not a curated record. NCBI's taxonomy places the organism in Eukaryota, Fungi, Ascomycota, Leotiomycetes, Helotiales, Sclerotiniaceae.
GACUCUUGACUUUUGACUUCUGACUUCUGACUGCUGCCCUUCCUUCGAAUCUACCUCGCGAAGAAAAGACCCCUCACUCUCACUCCAGAGAUUCCUUCAGUGCCACACUGCCACUAUUACGAUUACGAUUACUAUACUAUACUAUACUAUACUAUACUAUUACUAUUACUGCCACUGCCACUGCCACUACCACUACCCUACAACUUAACUCUCGCACCCUCUCCCUCACCCUCACCCUCACCCUCACUCGCACAUUCUUCCUCAAACAUCAAUUGUAAGAAAUCAUUUGGAAACCCCCUUCCAUAGCUUUGAGCUUCAAUCUUUCUUGCAUCUUUGUUCCCCUGAAAGAAUCGCCACAAGAGGCUGCAGAGAGGAGAAAGAGAAAUUAAACGUCGCAUCUGAUUUUUAUUAAAUAAUUAUGCAAAGUUUUGCUCCCAAGAUCAUCCAUUUCUAGAGAUUCCCGCUUCCCCCUCCCCUCCAGAUACGAAACAACAGUGCGACGAUACGCUCCCUAUCUACCUAUCUUAUCUACCUAUCUUCCACCUACCCAUUAACCAUUAACCAUUACCACCACCAUCACCACUCACUGUCGACUUGGAUCUGGUAAUGAUCGAGUCCACACUGACGAUGCCUCCUCGUUCUUCGUUGACAUCGUCCUUUUCCGUUUCAGAUGCGAAUAAUGAAGUUGUUUGUCCAUUGAGAAAUCAAGAUGGCUCCAGUUGUCGCAAACGUUGCCUCGGCGAAAAACGAUAUCGAUCCAUGCAAGAGCACAUUAGAAGAGCUCAUCCAGAACAUUACAUCUCCAAGCUUCCUGCGACCGAAGAGAGCUUUCAACUCAUGAUCAAUACCCCGCCCUCUGAGCGACCACAACCACAACCACAACCACAGCCGCCAACAACAACAACAACAACAACACCCGCCAACUCGGCUCCAACUUCAAAUAGUUUCACACACGAAAGACAGAAUUACUAUGGCGAACAUUCGAAUCAUUCGAGUACCCCAAAUACUCCCAGAAUCUUGGACGAUAGUUCAAUGCUUCCAGCCGCUAGCGCUGCAGCAACUUUAGCACAGCUACACAAUCACAAAUUGGAUCAUGAAUGGGAAUCCGAAGUGGAUUGGAUGUCAGAUAACGAAGCUCACAAGCAAGCAAUGCGAGCUUCUAUAGAGCUUCCUCCAAUUCAUUCCAGCAAACUCGAGCCAACGAGCGAUCCAUUUUCACAUUACAAUGUUCACCGUCGCAGAGAUCUUCUCCCUUCUAUAUUAUCACCCCCAGGACGAUCGUCUACUCUUCCUCCGAUUCAAAGAAAUCCAAGCACAGGUCGUCCUCGCAAACAAUCAGUGUCAAAGCGUGCUCGAGAGCCACACUAUAGAAGGCAAAAAUCUCGUGGGGAACAUACUCAUCUGCGACGCUUAAGUCAUGAUCGUAAAGCUCAAUCUGCCGAACCGUCAAGUGCAUUUUAUGGCAAACGAUGGGAAGACUUGAUUGAUGCUGCCACAUCAGCUACAGAAGAUGUAGAUGAUGAUAGAACACCGAUUCCUCCAUCCCCGGUUUCAGUGAAUCGUGCUUCAAUGCCUCCAUUUUCCGCAUCGCAAUUUCAUGGAUACCAGGCUUCGCCACUACAACAAGCACUCACCCCGCCAUCUUAUCAAGCUGAAGCUCCAGAACCUUUUCCAUCAGUAGAAAGUGGUGGGAGUGGUGAUCAUUUCAAUAUUGGAUCACAGGGGCUCUCGGAUUCAUCGCCAAGCUUUUCUGCAAUAAAUAUACAAAUUUACUGUGCUGCUUGCCAGAAUGUUUCUUUCCUGAAAGAAUCUUACGCAUGCACAGAAUGUAUAUGCGGUAUAUGCCAACCAUGUGUCGAGGUUCUCAUGGCAGAGCAGGGAGCACGUAGAAAAUGUCCAAGAUGCGCCACCAUCGGAGGACGCUUCAAACCUUUUCAGUUGGAUAUCCGUUAAGUCAUUUGAUGGAAUUAUUGGGUUUAAAUAAAUUGGUAAGAGAGGAGUUGGUCAUUAUGGGUCAUCAUAGACUGGAUUGAAAUUUUUGGAAGAGGGUAUAGGCGUUUUGAUUAUUCCCAGGGUAUCGAGGGUUACAAGACCACUCUUAUUAUGAUUUUGGGUAUAGGUUACAUUGCGAAGUUGUCUUUUGGCAUUUCGUACAGAUAUGUUUUUUUUUAAGGCAUGCAUUUGUUGGGCUGAUGUUUAUAGUCGUAUCCAAAGAAAGAUUUUCUCAUUCAAUAUCUUGGAAAGCUAUUAGGAAUUUGGCACCAAUCACUUCGGCCAUUCGUACA